GUUGACUCUCGAGCCAUGGACAGGCCAAGGGAAAUUGUAUAGAACUUGAACUCAGGCUCCCACACCUUGAGAUGAAUUUCUACUUAAUGGAAUCGACAGCGUUAGAACAAGGCAGGUCAGUUUGCAGCAGGGCACAUCUCACAAAGGCUGGACGAGGCAUCGAGCACUUGCCCAAUGUCCAUUUCGGGUUACAACAGGAGGGGUUUUUUCAGUUGCUCGGAUUGAUCGUGAAGGCAAUUUAUGUAGCAGUCUAGGCCGGUGCCUAUCUUGCAAAGCGAUAGAGGCGAAAAUUCUCCAUCCGUGUCGUGGCCGAAAAUGAAUCAUUCACAGAGCGGCUUGCUCUAAUGUUCGAGGCGCUGCAGAUUCGUCGAAUAGAGGGGUGUAUAUUUUAUGCAAUUUGCAAGUGGAGAAGGCGGACUUCUAGGAGUGGAAUGUGACGAUUAGGGUCCAGUCUAAUGAUUUAUGGCCCUGUGUACUGACUGCUCUGAGCUUCCAAGCUUUGAACGAUCGAGCUGCAGCUGGUUGAACGGAAAUCUGUCCGAAGGUUGGUGAGCAAGGUUACCACAAUGGAGAUUGCACAGAUUAAAAAUUAUGCCUUAAAAGUCCUGAUUUUGGCUACAUUUCUAGGACUUUUUUGGCUUUGCAUCGUCUUUGGAGCAUUCGCAAUCGACGGGGACAUCGUGUUCACGGGGAGGCAGAUUACGGUGGGCGUUUUUCUCAUAAUUUUUGGAGCAGUCGGCACUUUAAUUGUAACUUGCAUUUGCUGCGCGGGAAUAGAAAAUGCUCAGGUGAUCUGCAACGUGGAAUGCUGCUGCUGCUGAAGUUAAGAAUACCGAGUUUGCAGGCCGUUGUACUUCUUUCUUAACUCUAAUUAAGAAGGGCCUAGCCCUGAGUAGCGUGGCGAGAUACUGAAGAAAGCCUCUCGCCAGGCAGCGAUGAUAGACUCCCCCUAAGAAACAGGCGUUCCAGCCUCUUGCGCCUCGUGGUUCCUUGGUCCAUUUCCGUAAAUAAUAAACUUUGUGAUAAGUCGCUAAAUUGCUCACAAGUGAAACGCUCGCUCUGAGCUGGAAAUCUGGUGUCUGGGGGCAGGUGCCAAUGAGAACCUACUCUCGUCGUGUGAGAGUUGCAUGUCACCGUUUUAAUGCAAUCCAUGGCGUUUGAAUGUGAAUCAUUUCCAGCUGACAGUGUUCCCCUGACCGGAGCCAGCCGCACUGUGAAGUGUCAGAAGAGAAUUUUCGGCCCAAUCGUACAAUUCUGUUACGAGAAUGUGCAAAAGGUUAAAAUUUGCGUCCAGCGAGUAAUAAAAGGGAAUGUGGAACACCGAAAUUUGGUCCAUCCCAACCCGAGACGGUUCGGAG
Molecule: messenger RNA, 1358 nt
Organism: Marchantia polymorpha subsp. ruderalis
Lineage: Eukaryota; Viridiplantae; Streptophyta; Marchantiopsida; Marchantiales; Marchantiaceae
Source: the annotation of a GenBank genome assembly